This is a messenger RNA of Pygocentrus nattereri (red-bellied piranha), 4144 nucleotides long. It is a transcript of the gene mbd1a, whose product is annotated as methyl-CpG binding domain protein 1a. The coding region runs from base 223 to 2904 and encodes 893 amino acids. The transcript has 17 exons. Lineage: Eukaryota; Metazoa; Chordata; Actinopteri; Characiformes; Serrasalmidae. The record is from RefSeq and is a predicted model, not a curated record. Gene Ontology annotation, molecular function: DNA binding; zinc ion binding.
CGCGGAAAGUAUCGCUAAUCGAAGGCACUCGCGACGCGAAGGGGCAGCAGAGCGGCAGGAGCGACUGCGCGAGGCGCCGUGUGCUGCUUUGGGCGCUUAAAAUGAAAGCAACCUCUGUUUCACACGGACUGAACUCCACAGUGGAUAAAAGGAUGUGAGUCCCUCCCAUCUUCACUUUUCCUGGGAUGAGUCCAGCUCCACUGGCUUGUGAACGUGACAGUGAUGGAUGAAAUGAUGGAGGAGUCAAGGGGGCAGACGGUGAGUGGACAGGAGACCAAUCCUGGUUUGUUGGACGACGUGGUCCAAGUCAGUGUUGACACAGACGGGAUUGUCGUGGAAUUAGAGGAUGCUGAGGAUGACCCACCUCCCGAUUGGCUGGAACCAUUGGAGGAGGACUAUGUUGAGGAUGGCAAAGAAGGCAUGGAGAGUGAAAAGAGCACUCAAACAAGAGCCAAAAGGGGAGGAUGGCGGAAAGGAAGGAGGCGGAAGGUGGUUUUGGAUGAUGGGUGGCUGGACUGCCCUGACCUGGGCAAAGGCUGGAAGCAAAAAGUGAUCUUCCUCCGCACAGGCCCUGCCGUGGGCAGAAAAAUCAUGCACUACAUGAGUCCAAAGGGCUUCCGAGUCAGGAGUAAGAAAGAACUUAACAGACGUGUCAAGGUUGACUUGACUCACUUUGACUUCAAUCAAGGCAUAUUUGUGGAUGGUGUUAUCACAACAAAGCGUGGAAGGUCCACACGUUCCAGCCUUUCUUCCUCCAAGGCCAACACUCUGAACCAUAACAUUAUCCACACUCCUGACAAAUUGACCAGAACCCCUCAGAAACCCCACCUCACUCCCAACACCCUGGCAGCUAGUGUUGUUACACCUUCACCCUCAAAUGAACCAUACAACAGCCCACCACAGCUCACCCAAGUUUCCCCAGUAGGGCCCCAGGCCCAGCUACCCAGCCUUUCACCUUCUCUAAGAUUGGGUGACCUCUCGCCCCAAAUUCUCAGCCAUUUUACCACUCCUGAAAAAGGCAAGGCUGCACUGCUUGCCCACUCCUGGCUCAAGACCCCUCUGGCCCCUCUAAGCCCAACUGAGACCCCUGAGAGAGACCUAUUCACACAUCCCAGUGCACUUACAAGCUCUCCAGGCUUCCAAAUGCCACUGGACUCUAGCAGAGUGCUCAAUGGAGGGAAUCAAGAGAAUGGUCUCUCUCUUAGUGGCUGUGCAAACUGUGGCUGCAAAUACCCUGGCAUUGGCAGUGGAGAAGAGCUGUGUCCCAAAUGCACAUCGAAGAAGAGGCAGCGUUCUCCUCAUAUUAUCUUUAAAAAGGUGGGGCAAGAUAAGUGGGUGGUUGGGAAAACAAAACCUGAAGGCUUCCUGAAAAAGAAGAUUUCUCCCCUUGGAAAGAAACAUUAUGCUUCGAGCUUGACGGCCAAACGGCUAGAGAAGGAAAAAAUGGAGGAAAUCAAGAAGCAGGACAGUGAGGAUGAUGACGGUGCUGAUGACGAUGACCAAGACUUUGAGCCGAAGAAACGCAAACGGCGGAUGUGUGGUCAGUGUAAGGCCUGCCUCCGUGACCAGGACUGUGGCAAAUGUGAUUUCUGCAUGGACAAGCCCAAAUAUGGCGGGAAAAACAAGAAAAGGCAAAAAUGCCGUUAUCGUCAAUGCCAGUUUCACUCUCGCCUCAAGACUUGGAGAAUAAUGAAAUUCAAAAAGCGUUUCAGCUUGGUUGAUGAGGGCGAAGACAAAAAGGCUGAUGAAAAAGCUGAUGAACUGGAGGUCCGAAAGCACGGCACGCCUCGCAGGAAGCAGAAAAUGAAACGCCGCUCAUGGGACAACGAUUUUACUGACAAUGAAGAUGAUGAUGAUGAUGAUGAUGAUGUUGAUGAUAAUGAGGAUGAAGACCAGCGUCCCAGGAGGAAAGGGCGGCGGGGCAAAGGAAAGAAACGGAGGUACAGUCUCAAACGAGAGGAAGAUGAGGAAGGUGAUGAGAUGGGCGGGCCUGAGAUUGAGGAGGAUGGACUGGACGAUCCAGAGGAGGCCCAGUUUGUGUUAUGUGAUGAUGGCAAUAAUGUUUUUUAUGAAGAGCUUUACCCAAACAGCUACUCUCCCAGUGCACAGAAUGGCACUGUGGACAGUAGCGGUCAGCCAGGCAUGGUGGAGUCCAGCCAGUCUUCUCAGGAUUGGGUCUGCACUGUGGCGGGCUUUCCUGAGGGUUCCCAGGUGCUGGGGUCUGUAAAGCUGAGCAGCAAUGGCACCGUACAGUUCAGCAAUGUGCCGGACAAACCUGCCCAUCUUCAAGUCUCGAACAUCCUUAGCAGUAACGAACAACUGAGUGAGGCUUUGAAUAGGAGCUGGCUAGAUCUGAUCCAGGUGGAGACGACCAUGCCACAGGUCAUCCCAGCACCACAGUUUGCACCAGAGCCUCCAGAUGACCUGCCAUCGAUCACGCAGAUCUACAGCCUGGCGGACAUUAAAGAAAACGGCCCGACCGAGGACCCGGGCCUGCUGGAGCUUCUGAGCUCCCUGCGCCGCACCGUGCUGCCGGCCCACUGGGUAGGUGUGAUGGCCAAAGGUCCACUGCUGCAGCUCUUCCAGUGCUCCAAGCUCUCACCCAUGGCUGACACUGUACUACAGAUCGAGACUGACUUCUACUAUCAGAUCAACGUCCAGAAUCAACCACUGCUGCUCACCCACCCCAUCUAUGAGCGCCACCCACAGCGCCUCACCUCAGUCAGCCUGGUGGUAGCACUGCUGCUGGACCUGGAGAGGCUGGCUGUGUGUCAGGGCUACCAGAGCUUCGAGGCAGGGUCGCGUCAGGGCCCGCUGCUGUGCGCCCGAGCUGCGCUGUGCCAACUGCUCAUCCCGCAGGACGAUGAGUGCUGUGAGAGGUGUCUGCUACCUGUUGAGGCCUGAGUGCUGAGCAGGAUUGGCGUAAGCUCGGGAACUUGGCAGAGGGUCCACAUAGCCAGGACCUGCUCAAAGCAGACUGCUGGUUUAUUGUUUUGUAAGUGCAGCAAGACUGCAUGAUUUGGCACAACUCUUAGCCUCUUACAUCUUUUUUUUUUUUUUUUUUAAAUUCCAGAGGAGUGUUGAAGUAUAAGCUAUGCCAAAACUCCAGGUAGCAAAGUUUUGCAGCAGUUCUCUCCAGCAGUGGUGGCUCCAGGGGGAUAGAUACUACUCAUCUCGCUGUAGUCGAGCUUGCAAACCUUUAGAAAUAUUCCCUAGUGUGACUUAUGCUUCUUGGACGUUUGAGAGAUUUUUAUUUUUUUAUUUAUAAUUUAAAAAACGGAAAAAAAACCCCAAGGUGGAACAUGUCUUUCAAGCCGGUCACUUGUUAAGUGUUGCUUUUGUUAGAUAAGCCUGGAGCUGCUCCUGUUAUAAUGGUGCUUUCUUUGCCUGGUUGACCGAACUCUCUCUGUAGCAAUGCAUGUAUUUACAGGUCCUCCAAAUCUCCAUCAAGGCUAAUCCUGAAGCCUUUGAGGGGACCAUCGGUAAGUUCUUGUUUCCGUCCAACUGGCUGCUGGUUCUUUUGUUCUCUCUGAUUUGCUCUCAGAAAUGUGGAGAGAGAAAAGAAAGUUGUUGAAGUUAACUACCUCUGUGGUCUCUCGGACCAUCGUUCAGUUUCAGCCGUCACUGGUGUCCCAAAUCAAUCUGCUUUGCUUUUAUCAUUGCUGCAUAUCAGCUCCUAUUUAAUUGAGAUUUCAAAGUAGCAGGUUCUCAAUAUUUGAUUUGGUGCAAGUAAGGCUUUAUUAGAAUAGUAAGAUUAUAGAUCUAUUGUAGAGUUUUUGGGGGUGCUGCUGUCCACAGCUACUACUGUUAAGCCUCAGAAUAAUGAAAAUAAAACAUCGAAAUAAUGCAGAAUGUGGAACUUAUGUAUAAUUCAGUUCUAGCAACUCUACAGUUACAAUCAAACAAUAGCAGUUUAAUCUUUCAACCUCAAGUUAUAUAGUAUUGAUGCACAGGUUGUUCUUUUGUUUUAAUUUGCACAUUGCAGUACAGAGCUAUUUGAUACAGGUGCCAUAAAUCACAGAACCAUAAAAUGUGCUGUUUCCCAAAUAACCUUAUGUAAUUAUAAUAGCCUUAAGUAAUUAUACAGAAUAGCAUUUAUCAAGUGGGAACGUUGUUACGUUGAAUAAAGCUUCUUAUUAGCACA